Molecule: messenger RNA, 1548 nt
Organism: Spirometra erinaceieuropaei
Lineage: Eukaryota; Metazoa; Platyhelminthes; Cestoda; Diphyllobothriidea; Diphyllobothriidae
Source: the annotation of a GenBank genome assembly
AUGGUGCGAAAACUAGACAUUCCGCUACGCAGGGCUUUUGAGACGAACAAGGACGUAGGACAGCCCCGAGUCCAGAAAUCGAUAAACUCCGUCAAGCUGCCUGAUACCUCUCACGAGAAGAUUACAGAUAACCAUCUCGUGAAGUCAGUCGCGCAACAGGCCGCGGAAAGCCACCCUGCACGUCAGGUGUGCGAUAACAUUUUGCAGACUCAGGGUACCGCAGCGUCAACCUCUGCCCCAUCCGCUCUGAGUACGGAAGUGCUCGUAGCCCUCACUGAGAUCAGAAACUCUGUGACAGCCAUCGCCAAAGACCUAGAGAGCCACAAAUCGGAAGUGGGUCGUUGUCACGUCACUGUGCCCACAGCUGUCUCUCCCGUCUCUAAAAGUAAGGGAAAGAUCGGUAAUUCUCCAUCUCCAACUGACCUCAUCCUCAUUGGAGCGCUUAAUCUCGCUAGGGAAAGUAUAAAUCUUCAAAAAGCGAAGUCCCCGCCUCGUAGUAAAUCCAAACGAAACGAACAAAGUCAGCUUUUAGACACUCUUGCUGAGAUCGGUCAGUCACUGCGUGCUUUGAAAAAGCAAGAAGUGUGGAAAGACAAUUUGGUUUCUGCCGAGGAAUCUGUGGUUAUAUCGAAAGCCCCAAGGCCCGCAGUAAAGGACGAGUUAGGAGGCUCGCCAAAGAAGCAAACACAGGAUCAGAUCAAGCUAUCAGAAAACCCUGCGGUGGGUUGCUCGGGAUGUGCCAGCCGGUCAGAGGAUACCAUCAGACAGAGUGUACGCCUCUCUGAAGACGCCAAGACUGAGGACAGUGAUUCCGAUCAAAAGACGCUCAGUACAGAAUCUGUUAGACUUUUCAGUCAGAGUUCAGUGCAGCCGGCGGAAACAGAGAUUAAAAAACAGUUUGCGAAUGCAGAGGACGAUCGACCCAGUCAACCAUCUAAGCAUACACCUCUGGAUGUUAUCUACUGCUUAACUGGGCAUACACCUGCAGCAGCCUCACCAGGCUACAGUUAUCAAAGGCACUCAAGCUAUGUCUGGCAACCGAACGCCUUUUCACCGGCUGUUGCAGGUUAUGCCAUGAUGAUGAUGCCAAUGGUGGUUGGAGCCUGGGCAACCCCCGCUGUCGCCCCAACGAUGGUCAGGCCGCCUGAAGGACAUUGUGGUGAGUACUGCCCAGCAGACCCCCGAUCACGGGUAUUCCCACCGUUGGUCCAACACCCCAGACCCCAACAGACUUCACCGGUAGCCGAAGCACUUCCCCAGAACCGUCUAGCCUCCGAAUACACGAGACUGGACUACUCAAGACAACAGCCCCCAACACCUGCUGUUCAGCAAAUGAGGAAGGACACGGUAUCGCAUUCAGAGAAAUUGCCAUCAAGCAAGGAUUCCUCGCGCGCAAAGCCCUCAACUGGGCGUGGAACUGUCACUGACCUGAAGCCGACCAAGACCUUGGUCAAAAAGGACCGACGAGAUUCAUUGGGCUCUAGUGACGCCAGUCUUAACCGUGGGCAGGCUAAUCACUGCGCUUUAAAGCUUUCCUGCUUUUGCUGA